CAGGCCCGCCACUCCCAAUCAAUCCCACAACCACUACACCAUCCUCGCUCUCCUCCUACAGAGCCUGUUCCCUCCCGACACCUCCUCCAGCAACGUCGACGUACAAUACCAGUGAAGGCAUCACCUCCUCUCUCAUUUUAAGUUUUUUUGUCCCAGAGUAGUCUAUCGGCAGUUCAACAAGCAGAGCCAUGGACAACUGGAGACAGGACAAGUGCACCGAAAUCAACAAGGCACUCGAGCGCAUCGAGAAGAGAGCAGACAGGGUAAGCCGAAUGAUGAGCUCCUCUUCUUCUGCUCUCAACCAAGAAGACCAGCCGCAGCAUCAGCAGCAGGAGCAGCAGCAGCAGCAGCAAGUGGCUACCCUAACCAACGAGCUGGCUAGACUGCAAGACAUGAACAACCGGCUGUUCGACUUCAGGGACCGCCUGUGCUUCUACUCGAACCUCGGCUACGUGGAAGCUCUCAACGAGUGGCAAUACGAGAUUCGAAAGUAAGUUGUUGCUGUUGUUUCUCACAUUAGCUCUAUUGUCCACAAGAAAUGGGGAGCCCGUGGUCUCAACACCCGGCACAUACGACGCCGCGGGGACACAAAACACUACCCAUACACAACACCGUCAAAACUACUUGAAAGCUAGAACAACCUAUCAUUCCUCUAUUAUUCCCACAUACUUUUCUUCGCUUUUUGCCUUUGGUCUUUUUCUUUCUUUUCUGUGCAAGAUGGCCUUGUCUCUGCUUGCGUUGUGAUGUAUCAAGAUUGAACCGGGGGUGUAUGUACCUCAUUCUCUCUGGCCCGUGAUGGUGACCCUAGUCUCAGUUGUUACCUCGUAUAAGCGCGCAGAAGGAAUGGAGGACUCCAGAAUAUCUGUCGUUGAUUUCUCGGGGCAAAUUUAUUUGAGUGUAGUACCUUUUUAGGGUAGCCUUCCGCUCACGCUAUGGAUUCAUUGCUACUCUAUCUUAGACGUAUUUCUAUAGAUAGAGAUGGAUUUGUUGUGUGAUAUUAAGAAGAAAAAAAAAAUAGGGUAUGAACCACUCGGAAAAUGAAGACAAAAAGAUAGAAAGAAAAUAAAAGGUACCGCACCGUCCGUUCGAGAAAAGAGCCCUCGGAAACCGAUCAAAAUCAAAACAAAAACAAAAAAAUAGGAGGACGCUUCCCACACCCUCUUAAGUGUAGCCGGGCGUCUGUUUCGUUUUCAUCAUGAUGAUGGUGGCCUGCGAUGAUAGGCUGUACAGGUGGACGUAUUUGUGCGUGCUGGUCAUCGUUGGAUGCAUAAUAAACUGUUGUGUGCCUUUUGGUAAGCAGCUGUUGUCUGAUCUUCCCUCUCUUGUCCGGCCAAUCAACCGGCGGCACGUGAAGGCGUUCCAUGAUGGAGUACUGCAGUGUUAAUUUUGGGGUGUUGCCGGUUCUUUCCGCAUCAUCGAUCGGUUUCCGAAUUUUCCAAGAGUUUUCCAAGAAGCAGGUCGAGCGCGGCGCAAAUUCGGCGGGAUAACUCUCGCCCGCACAUGAUGCGGGAUCCAAUCUUUCCGACUCUAAAUACCGACAUUCCUUCCGAUGCUCCUGUUGUGGCAUACAUACAUGCGCACAUGUCCUUAUGAUUAACCGAACCCCACGCCCAAUCAAACACCUUUCUUUCAGGAUCUGCGUCAAAGCCGAAGGCUUCGUGCACCAUCAGCAGCGGCGCGACCCCCACCCCCGCCACCGCCACCGCCACCACCAUCCUUCAGGGCACAAGCACAGCAGCAGCAGCAGCAGCAAGCAGCCAACCCUCGUGGAAGUGAGGUCAAAGUGACGACGCAUGCGCCGUCACAACGAACGACCGUCGGCCGGACGGACGUGUUGCAACCGCUGUCAACCCUGGCCGUCAUUUUCCGUCAUGCCGGUGAAGGUUACCGUUUGUUGACACUCAACAGCAACGCGCUGUUUCGUCUCUUUUUUCCCCCGUCAAUGGUGCGGUGGGCAGCGAACGGUUUGAUGAAAUGACGCCAGAACCGCCCGCCGUUGGUUGUUUGCAGGGAAGAGGAGCGACUUUUUUUUCAUUGUUUUUGCUUAAGAGAGUUGGCCGUGUAUUUUUUUUUUGUGUGAAACAUCCCGCUCACGCUGGACGCCAGUUUUUUGCACCUUUCGGGUGGGUGUGUUUUGGUGGAGGCAUCAUCAGCCGGGUCACACGGGGGGGAGGCGCAUGCUAUUUCGAGAGCUGCUACUUAGAACAUUUGUAGUGUACCAUAUUUCUUUCGGGCGCAAUACUGCUGUGGCAGUGACCUGCAAAAUAGAGAGCACACGGGGGGGGGGAAAUCACACUAGGCAUGGGAGAAGCCACUGCUUGAUUACGAAGAGGGCAACUCGUGUUGUCAACCACGGCUUCAAAUGGUGUUGCAACACUCUGCGCAGCAUCUACAGUAUGUACAUGAUAUCGUUCGUUGUAGGCCAAGUACUACGUACGUACCGUGUCCUUUCCUUGUUUAGGAAGACGGUAAACAACACUGCAGGGAAUGUCGAGAUCGAGGAAAAAUAGCAGUGGAGUAACUUUAUAGAGGUGAUGAACAGUUCGUCGUGGAUCUUGAUGAUAGAUUAUGGUUCUUCGUGUGUAGACUUUUUUGUUAUAUAGACUGUCUUUUUCCGGCGUGCUAUGCAUCACAACCUUUGAUCGGAAAUAUAGGGACCAUUGUGAUAUUCGCGCCUGUAUCCGAAUGGCCAUGAUAUUUUCGAACGGAGUUACUUCAGCGACUAGACUAGACUAUGUUCUGCACGAAUUGGCGUUCACCUGGAGCACGUCAGCAUUGCCUGCGAGUUACCCCCGACCAGGUUAUCCUCCGGCGUUUGUACAUGCUUGCAGCCCUAGAGGAUGAUUGGAGAGCGUCAUCGCUCUCAAUCGUAACAAUGGCCCACGGACAUCACGUACGUGUGCUUUGACCUAUUGUUGGUGCUAUCCCGGCCUUGCGCCGGUGUUGGUUUGAUAUUAAAGCUGCUGUGUGACACCGUGUGAUCGCUUCGAAACGGAGCAUUCUAGGGAUUUUCUAAAGCAGGAACUGGAGGCCUUUUACGACAUGUAUAUUUCGAUGUUGUUAGAGGGGGGGCAAACGAACAGCCUGGGCAGAAUCGACUGCAGCACACGAGUAAGAUUUUUUUCGCCGAUGUUCGGGCGGACACCAGUCGUGCGCGAUGAAAAAAGCACGACCGUGUUGGUGCUCAGUAGAUCUAGAGUUUUGCAUUUUUGAAACGGGAAGCGACGGCGGUGGCAUUGAUUUGCAGCCACAGGGUGCGUGCGUGCUUGAUACUGCUGUAGAGUGGUUGAUCGCACGCCGUGAAGCGUUCAUGCAAGGCGAAAUUUGUUCACGCACAAUAAGACUAGUUGCGUGGCGUUGAUCAUGCGUAUUGCCAUGCCUACGCGCCGCCGAACGGCGUUGGGUGUUAGCUCGGAGUUCUUAGGGUGGCGACGGAACGUACCACCGUUCGUCCGCGUACUACAGUAUCACGCGUUACCGUACGGAGAGCAAGUUGAAGUACGUAGACAGUAAAGCGGUUCAAUCAUGCGUUUGACGCCCCAUAUUGUGAGCAAUUUAAGGACGCGCUUCUUGCAAGCAACUAUGCCGACGAGGGUCUUAU
Molecule: messenger RNA, 3601 nt
Organism: Ectocarpus sp. CCAP 1310/34
Lineage: Eukaryota; Phaeophyceae; Ectocarpales; Ectocarpaceae
Source: the annotation of a GenBank genome assembly